This is a messenger RNA of Bufo bufo (common toad), 541 nucleotides long. Its product is annotated as Wilms tumor protein 1-interacting protein homolog. Gene Ontology annotation, molecular function: transcription corepressor activity. Lineage: Eukaryota; Metazoa; Chordata; Amphibia; Anura; Bufonidae. Bases 1 to 309 code for a protein of 102 amino acids. Gene Ontology annotation, cellular component: adherens junction; P-body; nucleus. The transcript is spliced from 3 exons. Gene Ontology annotation, biological process: negative regulation of hippo signaling; response to hypoxia; cytoskeleton organization. The record is from RefSeq and is a predicted model, not a curated record.
AUGACUGAAUUGCAAGGAUCAUUUCUGUCUUUCAGAGUUUUUGCACCUAAAUGUGCCUCGUGCAGCCAGCCGAUCCUCCCAGCGCAGGGCUCGGAGGAAACGAUCCGAGUGGUUUCCAUGGAUAAAGACUACCACGUGGAGUGCUAUCACUGUGAGGACUGUCACCUCCAGCUGAACGAUGAGGAUGGUCACCGCUGUUACCCGCUGCAGGGUCACCUCCUGUGCCACGGCUGCCACAUCAGGCGCAUCAGCACGAACAUUCCUCCCCCGCACCAGGCCAGUUACCCCAUGCAUGUCACCGAGCUGUGAGCACCCGCUGCGGGUGUCCUGUGUACAGAUACGAGGGGGCGGAGCCUGUGUCGACCAUACAUUUCUACCGACAGCCGGAGACCGCUUCUGCCCCAUGUUAUUUAUUGGCCGGUGCUCGGCCCCGGGGCCCUAGAACGCGGCUCUCCAGUAGUGAGAAUUAGCACUUAACCUGUAUUAACCCGAAUGCCGACACUUCAUUCCGGGGUCGGAGGAACGUGCUGAGCCGCCAUCC